Brettanomyces bruxellensis is the source of this 894-nucleotide messenger RNA. RefSeq lists its product as uncharacterized. Gene Ontology annotation, molecular function: methylenetetrahydrofolate dehydrogenase (NADP+) activity; methenyltetrahydrofolate cyclohydrolase activity. Gene Ontology annotation, cellular component: cytosol. Lineage: Eukaryota; Fungi; Ascomycota; Pichiomycetes; Pichiales; Pichiaceae. The transcript has a single exon. Gene Ontology annotation, biological process: tetrahydrofolate interconversion. Bases 1 to 894 code for a protein of 297 amino acids. The record is from RefSeq and is a predicted model, not a curated record.
AUGACCGCAGAUAUAAUCCAGGGAAAGGUUAUAAGCAAAGAACUCCGGCAGAACAUUAAGAAUGAAAUAGAUGCCAUUAAAGCCAAAAACCCAGAGUUCAAGCCAAAAUUGGUGGUAAUUCAAGUUGGUGCUCGUCCAGAUUCAUCAACCUAUGUUAGAAUGAAGCUCAAAUCAUGCAAAGCUGUGGGGAUCGAAGGUGAAUUAAGAAAGUACGAUUCUACUAUUGGUGAAGAAGAGCUUCUUAAGAGUGUCCAUGAACUGAAUGAAGAUACAUCUGUUCACGGCGUCUUGGUUCAACUCCCGCUUCCGGCACAUAUCAGUGAAGAGAAGAUCACAGAUGCUGUGGAGCAGGCUAAAGAUGUGGAUGGCUUUUCUCCUUUGAAUAUGGCAGCUAUUUUUAAAAGAAAAGCUCAACCUUUACAGAUUCCAUGUACUCCAAAGGGUGUCAUGUACAUGCUUGAUCACGAAAAGGUUGUUAUUGACGGUAAAAACGUUGUUGUCUGUGGAAGAUCGGACAUUGUUGGUGGACCAAUGGCUAAACUUCUCGAGAAAAGAGGUGGAACCGUCACUAUUAUUCAUUCAAAGACUACGGAGGAACAGAAAAAGUUCUACUGCUCCAAUGCCGAUAUUAUUGUCAGUGCGGUGGGUAAAGUGAACUUUUUGAGAGGUGAUUAUGUGAAGCCGGGUGCCGUUAUUAUCGAUGUUGGUACAAACUACGUUGAAGAUAGCACUAAGAAAUCCGGACAUAGAUUAGUGGGAGAUGUGGACUUCGAAUCGUGCCGGGAGAAAGCAUCUAAGAUAACUCCUGUUCCAGGGGGAGUUGGACCUAUGACUGUUGCUAUGGUGCUUCAUAAUUUGCUAGAAGCUUCUAAGAGGGCUUACGGAAUCGAGUAG